Molecule: messenger RNA, 2271 nt
Organism: Fonsecaea multimorphosa CBS 102226
Lineage: Eukaryota; Fungi; Ascomycota; Eurotiomycetes; Chaetothyriales; Herpotrichiellaceae
Exons: 3
Coding region: 1-2271 (756 amino acids)
Biological process (GO): positive regulation of transcription by RNA polymerase II; DNA-templated transcription
Cellular component (GO): nucleus
Molecular function (GO): DNA-binding transcription factor activity, RNA polymerase II-specific; zinc ion binding; sequence-specific DNA binding
Source: RefSeq, a predicted model, not a curated record
AUGGAACAGACUCCCGAGCCCAGUGUCCGAGUGAGUCAAAAGGAUAGCUCCUUGGGCGGCAGACACGGCAAGGUCCGGCGCCGCAUCCACCCCCAGAACUGGAACAAUGGACGCAAAAACAUCAGUCGGGCUUGUGAUCUCUGCAAAAGGUCUGUAGAAUUGGGUCUUUCCCCGGAGAUUCUGGAGAUACACUCUGCUGAGAAAAUCCGCAGAAAAAAGAUCCGGUGUUCCGGCAGUCAGCCUUGUGCUCGAUGCAUUCAACAUCGUCUUCCUUGCGAGUACAAUCUUCCUCAUCUUCGAGGUCGACACCCACACUUGCCACGCCCACCUGAUGGUUUAUCGAGUGUGACUACAGGUGAUGAUGAGUCUGUCGAAAGAGCCACAGGGCUUCUGCUGCCGCCCGAGGCUACAGCCAUAGCUGAGGUCUCGCCGAGACAUUCACCGUCGAGAGGGGUGAUCAAUGAUGACAGUCAAUAUCUCGGACCAACAGCUGGAGAGACCUUCAUCAGCCGGUCCUGGAGGCGUAUUCGUCGGGACCACUAUAUGACUCGAUUCUCACCAAGCCAUACGGGAACAUUGUCUCCAGAGGCCGACUCCAACAAUCGGCAUGUCGAAUCCUCUGCUCAUCCAGCUGUUGUCCUCCCUCAGAUCACUCAUCAACAAGCUACGGACUUAGUCCGCUUUUACUUCGAUGUGGCAGUCGUUUCAUAUCGCUUUCUCAAUAGCAAGUCGGUCCUCGGCUGGGUUGAUGACCUCUUUGCUGGAGAUUCGGCCAUCUCGGAGAGCUAUCGUCAAACGCUCGGCCCGUAUAAAGCGUCCAUAUUGUUCAUGUUAUUUGCCACAUCUCUCCACUAUCAAGAAAUAUCUGGAGAGGCUGUAAUAUCUGGAUCGCGAAUGAGCAAGGCUUUUCUCACCGCAGGGCGGCAGUCAUUGAAGAUGCAGAAGCAUUACCAUCGACUGGAAACAGUCCAGGCCCGGCUUGCGCACAGCAUCUACCUCCUUGCAACAUCCAAGCUCGAGGCGAGCUGGUACGUGCUUGGCCGCACAGUACAGAUAAUGACGGCUCUAGGAAUGCAUCGGAAAGGCCAUGAGCACCCAUCCUCUUUCCGCACAGAAAUUCAAUCCAUCCGACGUUGCUUUUGGACAGCCUAUACCUUGGACCGAUAUGUCAGCAUCAUCUUGGGUCGUCCACGACUCAUUUUCGAUGACCUCUUCGACCAGCCUUUUCCAGAGCGGAUUGAUGACGACUACCCCGAACUGACAUUCAGCGAUUGGGCUGCGACACCCAAUUUCGGGUUGGAUUGCCGUAUAGAAAGCGCAGCCGACUGCUCACUGGAUGGACCAUACUUUACACACAGGCUCGCACAGAUCAUGGGCGAAAUCUCAUUUGACAUCUAUCCGUUGAAAGGCAUAGCAAGGGAGCCACAGGCCGAGAAUUCUGCAAGGCUCACGGCCAAGUUGAUGGAUUUCUGGAGAGGACUUCCACCCUCGCUGGGAGAGGUCCAUCCAGAUAGCCUGUCACCGAGCCUGCGGCGACGAACCAUCGAGCUGCGGAUUUCGUGCAAUCAUGCCAUCGUCCUUGCCAACCGACCAUUCCUCUUGGGCAAAUCUGAUGCCGAUGACCAGGGCCUUGAUGAUGUGACCCAUUCGCACGACGACAAGGUGGAGCGAGCCGUCCGUGCAGCAUGCACGGUGGUGAAUUUGUGGGACAAAGGCACCGAGGAAGGAAGCGUGUUUGGUGCCUUUUGGAUCAUCCAUCACGCUGUUUUCUCGGCGGUCUCUGUUCUGUAUCUAUAUAUCAUUUUCAACUCUCGCCGGGGCACGAGGGCGGCGCAGCGACUUUCGGAAAGUGAGGAAGAAGUGUUCCUUUUCGCUCAGCGAGGUCAACAGCACCUCGCAGCAGCAGCCAGUGUCAAUCGCAUGUGUGUCAGAUACUCUUCAAUCCUGGAGGAAUUGCGACAAGAAGCCAUGAAGCAGAUAUCCACGUCAGCACUGGCAGUGCCCUUUCUUGUGGUCGGCGACUCCCAACCCCUCGAAGCCUCCUCUCCGGGUAACACCAACAGGAUAGGUACCGGGCUGGGUACAGAUGUGCCGGAUAUUACGUCUGAUGAGCAAUUCAGAUCUACCAUGUAUGCUGCAGGGGACGGGGAACUGAUUGGUGACUGGUCCAUCUUCGACUCUCUGAUCUCCUUCGAUCCUGACGUUAUGGCCAUACAACCCAAUGAUCCGACCCAUCUCCUUGGCCCCGAGGCACGACCUGAUACAAAGUGA